Messenger RNA from Limulus polyphemus (Atlantic horseshoe crab), 1747 nucleotides. RefSeq lists its product as uncharacterized. NCBI's taxonomy places the organism in Eukaryota, Metazoa, Arthropoda, Merostomata, Xiphosura, Limulidae. The transcript has 11 exons. The annotation marks the transcript as partial. The record is from RefSeq and is a predicted model, not a curated record.
AUGACAACAACCGUUCAAGGAAGAGUUACUUUUGAGAAGUUAACUCACAUGGAUUAUCCCGGAACGACAUAUUUUUCCAUUCGUAAUGUUUCUUUGUACGAGUGCCAAAGCUGGUGUAGAGACGAAGUGAACUGCGUAUCCGCUGUCUUUAGUUUUGUGGUGAAUCCAUUGGUUCCUGUUCAAGACACUACGUGUUCCUUACAGAAUAUGACCACUUCUACGAAACCAAAUGUCCUCCCACAACGCAGUGUUAACACCUACUUCCUUACCAAAGUUCACAUUAGCUCAGAGAGAGUGUGUAAUCGACUCUGGACCUUCGAGAGGAUUCCGAAUACUUUCCUACGUGGUUUAGAUAACGCCAUUUUCUAUACGUCUACCAAGGAAAUUUGCCUAGCAGCCUGUUUAAACGAGGAACGGUUUUUGUGCCGCUCCGUGGAGUUUGACUACGUGAAGCUGGAGUGUCAUCUCAGUGAAUACGACCGUCGCUCACCAGGUGCCUUUGUGGUGCUAGUGAAAAGGCAAACAGUUGAUUAUUUUGAAAACACAUGUUUGCAACCGGAAGACAUAUGCCGUACUGGUGGAAGACGUUAUGACUUCGUCCACACGGAUCUCACUCAGUCUUCUGUGGCUCAUUUCGUUGGCCUGUACUAUUAUUCGGACAAGGAUAUAGUGGUGAACACCGAGGAAGAGUGCCUCCAAAUGUGUACUCAGGAGAACGAGUUCAUUUGUCGGUCAUUUUUGUACUCGCCUGAAACUCGGCAUGUUCAGCCCAACUGUGCCUUGUACCACGUGGAUUACGUGAUGAUGCCGGAUGGAAAAAAGACGUUUCUCAAUCCUAGUCCUAUUCCCUUAUUGGACAUCGGUGAACGAACAGGAAUAUACUUAGAAGCUGUUUGUACAAUAUCGAUCCAGUGCACGGACACCAAAAUGGUUGUCUUCGUAAGAACUAACAAGCCUUUUCAUGGACGAAUCUAUGCCUUGGGCAGGAGUGAGACCUGUCAAGCAAGCGUGAAGAACGGUAAUCAGUUUGAUCUGGAUGUGUCAUUAAAGGGUCAGGACUGUAACACCGAGUCUGUGGGCGGAGUUUUCACUAAUACAGUUGUUCUUCAACAUCAUUCGAUUGUCAUGACCAAAUCAGACAAGGUGUACAACAUUCGCUGCACCUACGAAACAUCAUCCAAGAACGUGUCAUUUGGAAUGAUGCCUGUUCGGGAUCCAGACACGGCGCAUGUUACUGGCGCACCAGAAGCGCCGCUGCCAUCAAUCCACAUUCUGGCACAAAGCGGCAGAGAAGCAACGACUGUUCGAAUUGGUGACCAGCUAAACUUCAGGAUUGAAAUUCCACAGAACACACCCUAUGGCAUAUUUGCUAGAAGUUGUCUGGCAAUGGCUAAAGAUGGCAAAAGCAUAUUCAGGAUUAUAGAUGAAGAUGGAUGCCCAGUCGAUAGGUCUAUAUUUCCACAGUUUGUUCAAGCUGAGAAAGGCCUUGAAAGUACUUACGAGGCGUUUCGAUUUACCGAAUCCUAUGGAGUUAUUUUCCAGUGUAACGUCAAAUAUUGUAUAGGAAAGUGUGAACCAGUCUCUUGUAGCGAAAACAAGGAAGAAUAUAUGUCAUGGGGUCGCCGAAAACGAGAUCUGCAACCUGAGAAAGAAUCUAAGGAUAUGACUCUGAGUCAUGAAAUUUUCGUUCUGGAUUACGGAGAUGAAACAUUGACUUCAUUGAAAGAUGUUUCUCAGGGAUUCAACG